Talpa occidentalis (Iberian mole) is the source of this 5086-nucleotide messenger RNA. RefSeq names its product zinc finger protein 711 (gene ZNF711). Gene Ontology annotation, biological process: regulation of transcription by RNA polymerase II. The record is from RefSeq and is a predicted model, not a curated record. NCBI's taxonomy places the organism in Eukaryota, Metazoa, Chordata, Mammalia, Eulipotyphla, Talpidae. Gene Ontology annotation, molecular function: metal ion binding; RNA polymerase II transcription regulatory region sequence-specific DNA binding; DNA-binding transcription factor activity, RNA polymerase II-specific. Gene Ontology annotation, cellular component: nucleus.
UUUAAAAGCUAAAAGUAAGUGCUUAUGGCAUUUUAAUUUCCUGUGUUAGCAGAAGUCUAUUUAUUAUUAAUUCCCUUGGUCUCUCAACUUAAUUUAAAGGCAAUUAACAAUGUAGUAAAUGAAAAGAGAAAAUACAACUGAUUUUUUUUUCAUUGUAAUUUUGUUCUUGCAUAAGGUAAUUUUGUCUGAAUUGCUUGAUACAGAAAUUUCACAUACUGUUGUAGGAUUUUUAUAUUCACAUCCAAAUAUUGGUAGAGGUGGACUCUCCUCCUUCCUUUAUAUCUGUAGAACUUUAAGGCAAGAAAAAAAAAAUUCUUAGUGAUACCCUGUACUUAAACGGUAGAUUAGUUGCUUUACAUGGCAGUUUUCUAAAACUUCUAUUAAUGAUGCAGCCAACUUUUGUGCAGUAUGACCCAAUUUAUUAAAUGCUUCUCACAGAAACUUGAGAUAAAUGCUUUAUAAAAUUGGCAAUUUUUUUUACUUGAUUUUCUUAGAAUCUUAAUGUUUCAGGGGAAUUACGCAUAUGUAACUGUAUGAAAUGUGUUGAGUAGUAGCAUCUAAUUUUAGGUUCCAUACUAUCUUGUUGAUCUUAAAUAUAGGAUAAGCCAUUUGAAAUGAAAUAGGUUGGGUCAUUGCUUUCAAAAUUACAUGAAACUAGAAUGACUUUAUUAGUCAUUAAUUAAAAAAUCAGUUGUACAACUACAAGUAAAAGGUAUUCUGAAAGAAACAAUUUGCUAAAUGUUUGUAUGUGAUUCAUCUUAUCUCUACCAUAUUUAGGAAGCAGUCAUGUUUCAUGAGUCCUCAAAACUGUGAGACAAGAGAAUGUAGUAGAGUGAGGCCAGAAGUCCUUACUGGCUCAAAGAACUCCAGGGAAACUGGGAUAGAACAUUUUACAUUAUAAGUAGAAUCCCAGGAGCCAGAGGUGAAACACAAGUUUAUCUGCAGAGCUUCGCUGCAGGGCUGAUCUGGGUCUGGAAGAAAUGGAUGAGAGCCACUGGAUGAAAUUCACUAAUACUAGACACCUGAGCCCUCUAAGAUUUGUGAAUGAACUUUGCUAAGUAUGGAUUCAGGCUGUGGAAGUCUUGGAUUGCACACAUCAGACUCUAGAAUGGCCCAUACCAUGAUUAUGCAGGAUUUUGUGGCUGGAAUGGCUGGUACUGCGCAUAUCGAUGGAGACCAUAUUGUUGUUUCAGUUCCUGAGGCUGUUUUAGUUUCUGAUGUUGUCACAGAUGAUGGGAUAGCUCUCGAUCAUGGUCUUGCAGCUGAAGUUGUCCAUGGGCCUGAUAUCAUCACUGAAACUGAUGUAGUAACAGAAGGUGUGAUUGUUCCUGAAGCUGUACUUGAAGCUGAUGUUGCCAUUGAAGAGGAUUUAGAGGAAGAUGAUGGUGAUCACAUUUUGGCUUCUGAGCUAAUUACAGAAACCGUUAGAGUACCUGAACAGGUUUUUGUUGCUGAUCUUGUUACUGGCCCUGAUGGACACUUAGAACAUGUGGUCCAAGAUUGCAUUUCAGGAGUUGACUCUCCCACAAUGGUAUCAGAGGAGGUUCUUGUAACAAAUUCAGAUACAGAAACUGUUAUUCAAACAACUGGUGGUGUUCCCGGUUCUACAGUUACUAUUAAAACUGAGGAAGAUGAAGAUGACGAUGAUGAUGAUGAUGUUGAUGUCAAGAGCACUUCUGAGGACUACUUAAUGAUAUCUUUGGAUGAUGUUGGGGAAAAAUUAGAUCAUAUGGGGAACACACCAUUAAAAAUUGGCAGUGAUGGUUCACAAGAAGAUGUUAAAGAAGAUGGAUUUGGUUCAGAAGUAAUAAAAGUGUAUAUAUUUAAAGCAGAGGCUGAAGAUGAUGUUGAAAUAGGGGGAACCGAAAUUGUCACUGAGAGUGAAUACACCAAUGGACAUUCUGUUACUGGAGUGCUUGACCAGAGCCGAAUACAACGGGAGAAGAUGGUUUAUAUGGCAGUUAAAGAUUCUUCUCAAGAAGAAGAUGAUAUCAGUUGCGCUGAAAUAGCAGAUGAAGUUUACAUGGAAGUCAUUGUAGGGGAAGAGGAAGGAACUUCUCUCCCUGAGACUCAGCUUGAGGACUCUGAUGUUAAUAAAACAGUUGUCCCUGUUGUCUGGGCUGCGGCAUAUGGAGACGAAAGAAGAGUUUCCCGUAGGUAUGAAGAUUGCCAAGGAUCAGGAAGGAGACUUUUUCUUAUGAUAAAGUGGCCAAGUGUUUUGUUUCUAUCUUUAAGAGGAAAUACUUUGGAUUCAACACUAGAAAACAGAAGUAGUACAACAGCACAGUACCUUCAGAUUUGUGAAAGCAUUAAUACAAAUAAAGUACUUAAACAAAAAGCCAAGAAGAGGAGAAGAGGAGAAACUAGGCAAUGGCAAACAGCUGUUAUAAUAGGUCCUGAUGGACAGCCCCUGACAGUAUAUCCUUGCCAUAUUUGCACAAAAAAGUUUAAAUCCAGGGGAUUCUUGAAAAGACACAUGAAGAAUCAUCCUGAUCAUUUGAGAAAAAAAUAUCAGUGUACAGAUUGUGACUUUACAACUAACAAGAAAGUGAGUUUUCAUAACCACUUAGAAAGCCAUAAGCUUAUAAACAAAGUUGACAAAACCCAUGAAUUUACAGAAUACACACGAAGAUACAGAGAGGCUAGUCCACUGAGUUCAAAUAAGCUUAUACUAAGAGACAAGGAGCCGAAGAUACACAAGUGCAAAUACUGUGACUAUGAAACUGCAGAACAAGGACUGUUAAACAGACAUUUACUGGCUGUUCACAGCAAGAAUUUUCCUCAUGUUUGUGUUGAGUGUGGGAAGGGCUUUCGACAUCCUUCUGAACUCAAAAAGCAUAUGAGAACCCAUACUGGUGAAAAGCCAUAUCAGUGUCAGUAUUGUAUCUUCAGGUGUGCAGAUCAGUCAAAUCUGAAAACUCAUAUUAAGUCUAAGCAUGGUAGCAAUUUGCCGUAUAAAUGUGAGCAUUGCCCCCAGGCAUUUGGUGAUGAGAGGGAGCUUCAGCGUCAUCUGGAUUUGUUUCAAGGACAUAAGACACACCAGUGUCCUCAUUGUGACCAUAAGAGCACCAAUUCAAGUGACCUUAAGCGGCACAUCAUAUCUGUCCAUACUAAGGAUUUUCCUCACAAAUGUGAGGUUUGCGAUAAAGGUUUCCAUCGUCCUUCUGAGCUCAAAAAGCAUAGUGAUAUCCAUAAGGGUAGGAAGAUUCAUCAGUGUAGACACUGUGACUUUAAAACAUCAGAUCCAUUUAUUCUUAGUGGUCAUAUCCUUUCAGUUCAUACUAAGGAUCAGACAUUGAAGUGUAAAAGAUGCAAGAGAGGGUUCAGACAACAAAAUGAGCUCAAAAAGCAUAUGAAGACCCAUACUGGAAGGAAGAUUUACCAAUGUGAGUAUUGUGAAUAUAGCACUACAGAUGCAUCUGGCUUUAAACGACAUGUGAUAUCAAUACAUACAAAAGACUACCCACACAGGUGUGAAUUCUGCAAGAAGGGAUUCCGAAGACCAUCAGAAAAAAAUCAGCAUAUUAUGAGGCACCACAAAGAGGCUCUUCUGUAAUAAGAUCACUAUAAAGAAAAGCUAUUUUGAAAAUUUGAUAUUUUGAUAUCAAAUUUGGUAGUUGGGAGGAAAAUUGCACAAACUAUUUCAUCUGGUUACAAAGCUUGAUAUUAAAUCAUAACUUUACACUAUUUGUAUUAAAGAUCUUAAAUAUUUGAAUUGACAGGGGAUGUAGCUGUUUGAAAAUACUUAAAGAAUUUAAGAACCAUAGAAUGGUUGUGGAAAAACAUGUAUAUUUAAUAGUAUUAUAUGCAUAAUUAAACUUAAGAAAGAAAAGGCAAAGACAACUACUUUAUUUGGCUAAUCAUAUUAGGGACAUAUGUUUCUGAAAAGAGCAUACAUAAUUGAGGAGUUUAUCAAUGCUUUGCUAUGGCAAGCAAGCCUCACUUUUAUGCAAUUUUAGGAACAGAGUGAGGAAAUUAAAAGCAGACAUUUACCAGUCAUUGAGCCUUUUGUAUGGUACCUGGAAAUUAAAUUACAUAAAUGGAAAAAAUUUUGUGUAUUCAUUAAAAUAAAUUUCACUGGAAAACACGUUAGACUAAUUCAGUGCUAUUAAAAAAUUCAGAGCUGCUAAGAUUUUAUCACAGGAUAGGAUGUUUAAAAUAUAACAUUCUGUGCUAAAGUCUAAGGUGAAGUAUGUGGAUUAAAGUUCCCUUUUUUUCUGAUGUUCAAGUUGAUUGUUUUUCAGUAUGGCAUAUAUAACAAAACAGAUAUUUUGAUUCAAAUAUGGCUUUCUAAAAUGGAUGCAACAAUACUGUUGCAAACUAAGUUAGCACUAUAUUUCUUAAUGAUCUAAAAUUUAAAUUGAGAGAACACAGUUUUCUUAAAUAUAAUGUUUAGAGAGUUGUUUUUUUUUUUAGGACAGUCUUAGCAAGUAUGACUGUUCUGAUCUUACUUGUUCUAAUGUUUAAAGGUGCAAUUUUAUGCCAUUAUUGAAAUUUUUGAUUUUAAAAAUCUAUAUACCAUUUUAUUAACAUGCAUUUUUCAGUAUGGCAGUAUUUAUGCAGUAUUAAUGAAACAAUUAUGCUGCCAAUAGACUUUGGAGGUGGAUAUUCAGUUUACAGUGUAUAAAUUUAAAAUAUGCAUCCCUUUAAACAACGCUUUGUGUUAGCAUGCUGCAUAUCAAAAUGGCGCUUAAUAUAAAAAGCAGGUUUAGGGAAAUUUAUUGAAAAUCUUGUUCUUAAAUGUAAUGCAUAUGAUGUGUACUUUUAAGUUUUAGUUGCUUCAUGUUUACACUCAGCUGUUCAACAUAAUUAAAAUGUAAUUUUACUUCAUGCUAUAUUGUGGCUUUGUGUUUCAAAUAAUGUUCACCUUUCUGUUUUUGCACCAGAUAAGAAUCAGUUUCUGGAGAAUAAAUUUUUUAUCUUUCUUAACUUCAGAGUAUUAAAUUUGGAAUAUCUAAAAUUGUGUGUUAUGUGGCUGUAAAUGAUGUACACACUGCAAAAUAAAAUUGUCACUGUUAUGUGGGAUUAUUAUUUCUAAAUGUUACUCAUUGAAAUGAGCAUAUAAUAAAAAGCAUUUAUUGCAUUU